UGCUGCCCGACGCAUGCAAUUCGCUCUACUCACGCAUCGAAACCGACCCGAAACUACCUCGAUUGUCCACGAGAAACCCUCGGAGGUUGCAUGCGAUGGCAGGAUGGACUCGUUUGUAUGGCAGCGAGGAAAACUCAUCGGCCGCGGUCGCUUUGGCAAGGUGUACGUCGGUAUCUUGCUCUCCACGGCCACGAUGAUGGCGGUCAAGCAAGUGCGAGUUCGCGACGAACGCGGGCUCGACGAGAUCGAAGGCACGUUUGUUCCCGAGGAAGAGGAAUCCAUCGAGAACAUCCUGGGUGAAGUGCGCAUCGGGCAGUCUUUGUACCAUCCGCACGUCGUCGAGUACUACGGCGCUGGUACUCCGCCGCUGCCGCUUCCCCGAUUGACUCGGUUUUGUUCAGAACAAGAAGGCAACAUCUUCAGCAUCUUCAUGGAAUACCUUCCUCUUGGGUCGAUCAGCGGCUUGCUCAAAGCAUGCGGUCCCCUCGACGAGUCGAUCGUGCGUGCGUAUACGUACCAGCUCCUGCAAGGGCUCGUUUACCUUCACAGCCGCGGAAUUGCCCAUCGCGAUCUCAAAUGCGCCAACUUGCUGCUGUCCGACGCGGGGUGCCUCAAAAUUGCCGACUUUGGCGCUGCCACGGACGCCCUCUGCGGAGGGUUCGUUGAUGAGGGCAUCCACCAUCGGUCGUCGCAAGAUGGCGUCGGGUCUCCGUUUUGGAUGGCGCCAGAGAGUGUCAAAGCCAACGGAAGCGGCAGCAGCGGGUGGACCAAGUCGGAUGUGUGGAGUGUGGGGUGCUGUGUCAUCGAGAUGGCGACGGGCACGCCCCCUUGGAGCAACUUUUCCAACCCGUUGACCGCCAUGUUUCACAUUGCGUCGGAGACGGCCAUGCCGACGAUCCCGGCGCAUCUGUCUGACGCUGCGCACGCGUUUUUGGCGUUGUGCUUUGUCAAGGACCCGGCAUUGCGCCCGACGGCACUCGACUUGCUCAGCCACGCGUUCGUAGCGACCGUGCCGCCCUUUGGCCCAACGUACUUGUGGUUCAACAGCACAACCAAACCGCUGGACGGCGGGUGGUGGUGGUUCGACCAUGGAGCGCUCGUGUGGACGUACUCAGUGCGCGUCCUUGGCGGGGUUUGGUUCACGACCGAGGCAUCGGACGGCAAUUGGGACUGGCGACCCGAUGUACCUGAUGCCGUCGUUGAAAUUGCUCGCAUGUGGCUGCAUCGCGUGCGCUCCAGCUCGGUCGAGACUCGUCGAGACGAGCAACGACCUGAACGCGUCGCACGAGAACUCUUCUUAAACCAGUCCGAACCUGCUUCGACCGACGCGUUGAGGACGGUCCGCGUCGUCGCCGACUACGUCGCUGCAGACGCCACGGAGCUCACCUUGACGAUGAACGACGUGCUCGUAGUCGACAAAGUCGAUGAAACCGGGUGGUGGUUUGGAACUGCCGUGGACGGGCGCGCCGGAUGGUUCCCGUGCACCUACGUUGAAUGGGUGCGAGCCCCCGACAACGUCUUGGGUCUUGUUCGCGCGCUGGGGACGUACGAACCGACGUCAGAGGGAGAGCUGCACCUACAAGACCACGAUCUUGUCCAAGUGCUCGAAACGCCGAGCGACGGAUGGUGGCGAGGCCACGUCGUCCAUCCCGCUCUGUCGUGUACGGAAGGCUGGUUUCCGUGCACGUAUGUCGAGUGGCUGCCGUUGGUCGAAGUCACGUGGAUGCACUCGAACGAGUGGGAAUUGCACGUCGAGCCAGGGGAUGUGAUUGGAAUCUUGAACCACGACGAAAAUGGAUGGACCGAGGGCUUUGUUGUCCAUCGGGCACUCCACAGCGUGCAGAGCGGCGCCGCGCACGGCUGGUUUCCCACCACCCGCCUAAACCCGAGCAUCGACGACGGGGGUUGCGAUACAAAGAGUCAAGACAGCCACGGCGAGUCGGACGAAGAAUACGUGUUGGAGUACCAAGACGGCAGUGCCCUCGACAUUUGACACGUCGUUCGAACUAGUGCAACUCAUCUUGGGCCACGGCACACAACUUGGCGACGACGUCGUCUCGACUUGAUCCGAUCGUGUCGACGGUUGUGUUUGUGUAGUGGGUCGUUGUGACGUACUGCCUCGACGGUUCGAAUUGCACGAGGCCCAACAUCACUACGCAGCCACGCGCGUCAUCCUCGACCAACUUGUGUCGCCAAGAACGUACCUUGGCGCGCCAGCCAUGCAUCGGUGGCGGCGUAUUCGAGUUGGUCCGUCGUCAAGUGUGGCGCUUCCCAGUUGGACGUCUGCAUGGCCUUGGAGAUCUGGAUAUUGUGCCAGAUCAUCCCGAGCGCGCGGAGGUUGGGCUUGAGGCAUCCGAUCUUGGUCGCCACGGGGAGCGUGUCGACCGUGUUGACUAUAUGCGAUGCCAUGCGGCAGUCGCGCAACGAUUUGAAGUCGAGGGCACAGCCAUGGCCGACCUUGAUCGUGUCCUUGUUGGCCAGGACGUGCUGCAGCCCCGGAAACUCCAACGUUGGAUCUAAACCGUACUUAGACACUAUUCCACGCGACCGCGUCGUUGCUUACUCCACGUGCCACUCCACCGCACCCGAUACAGCAACGCGGUGUCGUGGCUCGCCAGUUGGACCAACGCAAUCGGACUGGAUGCAUGGUGCCGAAAUAAACUGGGCUUCGUCUCGCAGUCGAUGCCGACAACGGACAUGCUUUCUAGCGCGACGCGGUGGUGCAUCUCGUCUUCGACGGUCGACACAACAUGGAUAGUCCCGGGAAACACGCCCACGGGAACUUUGUCUUCGUAGUCUACCAUCGACUUGUUGCCAAAACGAUCGAGCGCGGCGCUGUUUGGUCGAAAGAUGGGCUGUGCCAAGUACUCUGGUGUGGACGUGCGCUCGCUCUUCUUGAUCAUGAUCUUUUCCCACCGCCGUAUUUCUCGUGGCGAUGGCUCCCUCGGCCCACCUCGCACUUUGUCUUCGAACGCAGCAAGAUGCGCAUUCAAAUGAGCAAGAGUUUUCUUACCGAAGCUCGAGCUCAAAGACACACCAUCCUCGUCGUACGAAGUCCCUUUUCGGGAGGACCGCCGGCUGGAGAAUCGCCGGACGCCGCGAUGGAGCAUGGGAUCACUUGGUGGUGAUCGUGAUUCGCAUACUUCGAACUACGCUAUUCGAAGUUAAUAUGAUGUUUCAUUGGUG
Molecule: messenger RNA, 3186 nt
Organism: Aphanomyces invadans
Lineage: Eukaryota; Oomycota; Saprolegniomycetes; Saprolegniales; Verrucalvaceae
Product: STE/STE11 protein kinase
Exons: 5
Coding region: 14-1993 (659 amino acids)
Biological process (GO): protein phosphorylation
Molecular function (GO): protein kinase activity; protein binding; ATP binding
Source: RefSeq, a predicted model, not a curated record